AUGACCUCCACCGCUACUACCCUCAAGGGCCAGCCCCUUGACAAGGCCGUCCUCGAGUCCAUUCUCCGACGUCGCAUGUUCUAUACCCCCUCCUUCGAGAUCUACGGCGGCGUUGGUGGUCUAUACGACUAUGGCCCUCCUGGCUGCUCCCUUCAGGCCAACGUCAUCGACGCCUGGCGCAAGCACUUCAUCCUCGAGGAGGAUAUGCUCGAGGUUGACUGCACUGUCUUGACCCCUCACGAGGUCCUCAAGACCAGUGGUCACGUCGACAAGUUCGCCGAUUGGAUGUGCAAGGACCCCAAGAACGGCGAGAUUCUCCGAGCCGACCACUUUGUCGAGGCUAUUCUCGAGGCUCGACUGAACGGCGACAAGGAGGCCCGUGGCCAGAAGGUGGAGGACAAGGAGGAGGACCCCAAGAAGAAGAAGAAGAAGGCCAAGACGGAGGCUGUCAAGCUCGACGAUGCCGUCGUCCAGGAGUAUCAGGAGGUCCUGGCCAGAAUCGACAACUAUGGUGGCCCUGAGCUUGGCGAGCUUAUCAAGAAGUACGACCUCAAGAAUCCCGCUACCGGCCUCCAGCCCUCGGAGCCCGUCUCCUUCAACCUCAUGUUCCAGACCACGAUUGGUCCCAGCAGCAACUACCCCGGCUAUCUUCGACCCGAGACAGCCCAGGGCCAGUUCCUCAACUUUGCCAAGCUCCUCGAGUUCAACCAGUCCCAGAUGCCUUUCGCCUCCGCCUCUAUCGGCAAGUCUUACCGAAACGAGAUCUCUCCUCGAGCCGGUCUACUGCGAGUCCGUGAGUUCCUCAUGGCUGAGAUCGAGCACUUUGUCGAUCCCCAGGGUGGUAAGAAGCAUAGCCGCUUCCACGAGGUUGAGGACAUUGAGCUUGUCCUCCUCGACCGCGACACUCAGCUGUCUGGCAAGACUGAGACCAAGACCGUCAAGGUUGGCCAGGCUGUCAAGGAUGGUCUGGUUGACAACGAGACUCUGGGCUACUUCCUCGCCCGCAUUCACCUUUUCAUGCAGAAGAUUGGUGUCGAUCUGAGCAAGAUGCGUUUCCGUCAGCACAUGGCCAACGAGAUGGCCCACUACGCCUGUGAUUGUUGGGACUGUGAGCUGUUCACCACCUCUGGCUGGAUCGAGUGUGUUGGCUGCGCCGACCGAAGUGCUUAUGACUUGAGCGUCCACGCCAAGAAGACUGGUGCCCCCUUGGUGGUGCGCGAGCGACGCGAGGAGCCCCUCGUCAUUGAGGAGUGGCAGAUCGAGAUUGAGAAGAAGAAGUUUGGCCCUCUCUUCAAGAAGGAUGCCAAGACUGUCGAGGCAGCUCUUAACGCCACCUCCCAGGAGCAGCGCGAGCAACUUGCCAAGGAACUGAGCGAGACUGGCAGCAUCUCUAUCGAGGUUGCCGGUGUCGGCGACGGCAAGGCUAAGAUUGGCAAGGAGUCGAUCGCUAUCGAGUUCCGCAAGAGGGUCGAGAACACCCGCGAGUUCGUCCCCAACGUCAUUGAGCCCUCAUUUGGUAUUGGCCGUAUCCUCUACUCCCUGAUGGAGCACAGCUUCUGGACCCGCGCCAGCGAUGGCGGUGACGAAGCCCGUGGUGUCCUGUCCUUCCCUCCCACCGUGGCCCCUACCAAGGUGCUGCUGGUUCCUCUCUCCUCCAACCCCCAGUUCAAGCCGCUCCUCAAGCAGCUUUCUCAGCGUCUGCGCACCGCUGGUAUCUCGAGCCGUGUCGACGACUCUUCUGCCAGUAUUGGCAAGCGCUACAGCCGAAACGACGAGCUCGGUACUCCUCUGGGCAUCACCAUCGACUUCCAAACCGUGCAGGACGGCACCGUCACUCUCCGAGAUCGUGACAGCACCAGCCAGGUCAGAGCUGACCAGGAGAAGAUUAUCGACGCCAUCAGGUCGCUCGUUGAGGGCGAAAAGAGCUGGUCUCAGAUUGAGUCGGAGCUCCCCAAGUUUGAGGGUCAGGAGGUGGAGGUUGCUGCUCGAUAAAGUAGAGCUGGCAUAGAGCUGGCAUAGAGAGAAAUGUAAAAUAUAGAUAUCAUACCGGCGUGGCUGUCUUGGCCAAAAGACGGUGGCCAAGCCAGGAGUUGGGAUCUGUCAGGUGUAAUGUACCUAGACACUACAUAAAAAGGCCUGUCUGGUAGUCAAAA
Messenger RNA from Fusarium vanettenii 77-13-4, 2153 nucleotides. RefSeq lists its product as uncharacterized. Gene Ontology annotation, molecular function: glycine-tRNA ligase activity; ATP binding. Gene Ontology annotation, cellular component: mitochondrion; cytoplasm. The record is from RefSeq and is a predicted model, not a curated record. The transcript is spliced from 2 exons. Bases 1 to 1992 code for a protein of 663 amino acids. Gene Ontology annotation, biological process: mitochondrial glycyl-tRNA aminoacylation. Lineage: Eukaryota; Fungi; Ascomycota; Sordariomycetes; Hypocreales; Nectriaceae.